Messenger RNA from Dipodomys spectabilis (banner-tailed kangaroo rat), 1366 nucleotides. Its product is annotated as microfibrillar-associated protein 1-like. The transcript has a single exon. Bases 1 to 1311 code for a protein of 436 amino acids. Lineage: Eukaryota; Metazoa; Chordata; Mammalia; Rodentia; Heteromyidae. The record is from RefSeq and is a predicted model, not a curated record. Gene Ontology annotation, molecular function: RNA binding. Gene Ontology annotation, cellular component: U2-type spliceosomal complex. Gene Ontology annotation, biological process: mRNA splicing, via spliceosome.
AUGUGGGUCCCAGGCAUGAGGCAGCCAACGGUUCAGUCGACGGCUGGGGCUGUCCGGGUGUGCAAUGAGAAAGGCGAGAUUUCCAUGGAGAAGGUGAAGGUGAAACGUUAUGUGUCGGGAAGGAGGCCAGACUAUGCCCCCAUGGAGGCCUCAGAUGAGGAGGACAAAGACUUCCAACUCAUUAAGAAAGCCAAAGAACAAGACGCUGAGCCAGAGAAACGCAAGGAAGACUCCUCGAGGGACCCUCGUCUGCGGAGCCUACAACAUCUGAUCCGUGAAGCUGCGGAAGAGAGAAUGGCUCAACAUCGGAAAAUGGCGGCACUUGACAUGGUAGGCCAAGGUGACUCAGAAGUACAAGGAGAUUCUUGUCAGAUGGAACAAGAAGAUGGCAGAGAAGGAGAGGAAGAAGAAAUCGACGAUGAGGAAAUAGAACGGCGCCGUGGCCUGCUGUGUCAGAGAGCCAAGGAAAGGAAACAUGAAGAGAUGGAGGUCAUGGAGGCCGGAGAGGAUCGGCAUUCUGGACAAGAGUCAGAAUCUGAGUGUGACUAUGAAGAAUAUAUAGACAGUGAAGAUGAGAUGGAGCCUCACUGGAAACCACUUUUCAUUCAAAGGAAGGACCGAGUGACAGUUCAAACGUGGAAGGUCCAAGCACUAAAACUCAAGGAGUUGGAGCAGGAAGCAAAACGCUCGGCUGAAGAGAGACGCAGGUACACACUCCAGAUUGUAGAGGAGGAGGCCAAGAGGGAGCUGGGGAAGAACAGAGGGUCCCUAGCUGCACUGGAUGCUCUCCAUACUGAGGAGGAAAAUGAGGAGGAAUAUGAGGCAUGGAAAGUUCGAGAGCUCAAAAGAAUCAAGAGGGACCGAGAAGGUCGAGAAGCCCUUGCAAAGGAGAAAGCAGAAACUGAACGCCUGGGAAACCUGACUGAGGAGAGGAGGCGAGCUGAGCUUCGGGCAAAGGCCCAAGGCCUUAGCAACAAAGCGGUUCAAGGAAGGUACAAGUUUUUACAGAAGUAUUAUCACCGAGGUGCUUUCUUCAUGCAUGAGGAUGAAGAAGUCUACAAGAGAGAUUUCAGUGCACCGACCCUCGAGGAUCAUUUCAACAAAACCCUCCUUCCUAAAGUCCUGCAGGUCAAGAACUUUGGAUGCUCUGGGCGUACCAAAUAUACCCACCUGCUGGAUCAAGACACCACUUGCUUCGAGUCAGGGUGGGCUCAACAAACUGCCCAGAACACAAAGUUCUUUCAACAGAAGGCAGCUGGAGUAGGAGAUGCAUUUGAGCGACCAUCGGCCAAGAAAUGGAAAACCAGCUAAGACUCAACUACGUAUUGCAGCUGUGGACACUAGCACUCUCAACAUCUGGUCCUUG